AUGGCAACAAUAUCAUACAGCCCCGUGGGCUUAGCUAGUGCCGAAGCUUCUUCGACCACGUCUGACAUAGCGGCACCCGGAGUUCAUGCCAACAUGAAAAAAGCCACACUCAUCGUCGUCACGGUAGUUUCAGCGGUUGCCUUUCUCAUCACCCUCGCCUUCGGAUUGCGUUGUUUUGUGGUACAAAGACGGCGAUACUUUGCCAAGCAGAAUCAACAGAAACGAAACUUAAGAGGAUCCCCGGGUGCUAUCAUACCACGAAGUGGCAUAGAUGAAGAUAGAGCAUCGGUGGCCGGCACACGUUGCAGCUCCAUAUGGGGAGACUGUGAAGCAGCAGCAGCAGCAGCAGCCCGCCCUACUUCCACAUUCAGUGGUGACGACGUAUGGGACAGCAAACUCUGGCCUCUUCCCCCGGGACAUUCCGAGCGGUACACUUUCUUCAGCGAGCGCAGUUCGACAUCGUUAGACGACGACACGCUGGUAAUGGGAGAACGAUGUAGCACGGAUGGUCAAGACGAAGAUGGAAUAAAAAAGGGGUCUGAGUAUGUACCGAAGGCGGGACGAGAAUCUAGUGGAAGCAUCUGGGGGAUCUCCGAUGCUGUUAAGGCGCGUAACUAA
Hypoxylon fragiforme is the source of this 618-nucleotide messenger RNA. RefSeq lists its product as uncharacterized. The record is from RefSeq and is a predicted model, not a curated record. The transcript has a single exon. The coding region runs from base 1 to 618 and encodes 205 amino acids. NCBI's taxonomy places the organism in Eukaryota, Fungi, Ascomycota, Sordariomycetes, Xylariales, Hypoxylaceae.